Messenger RNA from Meleagris gallopavo (turkey), 4094 nucleotides. RefSeq lists its product as uncharacterized. Gene Ontology annotation, molecular function: DNA-binding transcription factor activity; RNA polymerase II cis-regulatory region sequence-specific DNA binding. The record is from RefSeq and is a predicted model, not a curated record. Gene Ontology annotation, biological process: regulation of transcription by RNA polymerase II. Lineage: Eukaryota; Metazoa; Chordata; Aves; Galliformes; Phasianidae.
GAACAGGCUGCACAGAGAGGCGUGGAAUCACUGUCCCUGAUGUUCAAGAAAAGGGUACAGAUGGCACUUAAGGACAUGCAUAGUGGAUAUGUUGGUGAUGGGUUGAUGGUUGUACUAGAUGAUCUUAGAAGUCUGUACAACCUCAACGAUUCUAUGAAAAUCCUUGGCCACUGUAACAGGAUUUGGACCAAGGUGUCUUGGUUCUGAGUACCACGCUUGAAUCUUUUGAUUAUGCACAGCAUGGUUUUGUGGUUUUUGACAUUUUAUGACAGAAGUGAAUGCUCACUCACAGUUCCACUGACUGAUACAAAUGCUGACCUACCAGCAGAACUCUUGCAAGGGAAGCUGGAAUAGAAGAAAUACAGGAUGUUACUGUGAGUCUAAUUGGUUCACUAAGUAUGGGGAUUCAGGAAAGCAAGACAUCAGACAAGAGAUGACACACUGAGAGCACUGCUACAGCUCAUCGUUGUCAGCCUCCCAAGCCCUGCUGCCAGUGGGUUUUCGCUUUCUCAGUGCAUGCAACUUAUGGGAUCAAGAGAUCACAUAAAGGAAGAAAAACUCGGCCUGCCUGAAGUUCCAUCUUUGUGCCCAGAGUUUAUCAGUUCUUGCAGAUUCAACACCACCGACAGUCUCUGGAUGUCGAUCCCUGUGAUUGCUCCUGAAAUCCUCUCCACUGCUUCCUCUUAUCGUGAUAUCUCAUGACUUCAAAGAGAUUCCUGUCUGGGUUGGCAUCCAGCAUCUGGAGCCAUGGAAGAGCAGCCAGCUUCUCCAGCUUCUGAUUCUCCCUUUUCUCUGCGGCGGGUCUGCAUUUCUGAAGAUGAACCUGAAGAUGAAGAUCAGGAGGAAACUCUGGAGGAGGAUACAACCCAAGUACAGAUGGAGAAAGACUCACUGAAGCAAGACAGGAUUGGUUCCCCUCGAUGUUCAGCACGGUGCUGGCAAGGACGAGGUUCUCUCAUCCCACAGGGCAUGGAAAGCCCAGGCCAAAGGGUGGGAGAGGAACCUGAGGAGCUGCAGCCAUGCAGGAAGCACCGGCUGAACCUGAAGCCCAAAACAAGCCUGCUUCCAACAUCUCCAGGAGAAGGAGAAAGAGCUGAAGAGCCAGGGCCCUCAAGGGGAAAGAGGCUGCGCUUGAUCUGGGGCCAGUCCAGUGACUUCCAACAGAAGAAAAACCUCGGGGAGAACGGGUUGGAGGAAGGUCCCAUGUUGCCUCAGAGCAUUGAAGAGGAGGAAGAGGAGGGAAAAGCUUCUCGGUCUUGCUCCCCCGAGCCACCUCUUCAUGGGAAUGCUCGUCCCAAGCCAGAUUUUGUGCAACUGAUUGAUGAGCAUGGCAUUUACUCCACGGCCAAGCUGGUGUUGGGCAGCGCGGCGGGUGAGCUGGAGGAGGCAGCAGUGGUGCUGCCCCCACACCUGAAGCGUGGAGCGAGCGGGGCCGCCGAGUUUGAGAUCCGUGAGGUGAUUGUGGACGAGAAGCCCUUCCAGUGUGGUGUGUGCGAGAAAGCCUUCAAACGUGCUUGGGAGCUCUUCAGCCAUGAGGUUGUGCACAAUGAGGAGCGGCCUUUCCGCUGCGAUCUCUGCGAGGCUUCUUUCAAGCGACACUCGGACUUCAAGAGCCACCGUUUGGUGCACACAGAGGAGCGUCCCUUCCGAUGCGAGCUCUGUGGGAAGCGUUUCAAACGUUCUUCUAACCUCCAGGAGCACCGGCGCAUCCAUACGGGUGAACGUCCCUUCCAUUGCGCCUGUUGUGACAAGAGCUUCAAGACACCUUACGAGCUGCAGCGUCAUACCCUGACCCACUGCACCGAGAAACCCUUCAAGUGCGCAGAUUGUGGGAAGGAUUUCCCCACUUCCAAUGCUCUCCUCCUGCACCAGAGGCAGCACUGCGACGACAAGCCCCACGUCUGCGGUGUCUGCGGUAAGAAGUUCACCUAUGGCCACAGCCUCAAGGUUCACGAGCGUGUGCACACGGGUGACCGCCCCUUCGUCUGCCCGCUCUGUGGAAAAGGUUUCAAGCAGUCCAAUGCACUUUCCUCUCAUGAACGUGUGCACACAGGGGAGCGGCCCUUUGUCUGCAAAACCUGCGGGAAGGCCUUCAAGCAGUCGUCCUACCUCGUGAUCCAUGAGCGGGCACACACUGGGGAGCGACCCUACAAAUGCGAAGCGUGUGGGAAAGCCUUUGCCCGCCCCUCCUUGCUGCUGCAGCAUCAUCGUGUGCACAGCCAGGAGCGGCCCUACAAAUGCAGCUUCUGCCACAAGUUCUUCAAGGACUUGGCCUACCUGGCAGUGCAUGAGAAGGUGCACACAGGCGAGACCCCCUACAAGUGCAGUGUCUGCGACAAGGGCUUUGCUCACCCCUCCAACCUGCUGCAGCACCAGCGCGUGCACCGUGAUGGCUGAACCAGAGCAGCGUGCGCAGCAUGAGUGUUUUGAGGCCAAGAAGCCUGAAGCAAGAAGUGAGCAUGCUACAAGCAUGCAUGCAGCCCCAGGCUGGCCCACUUACACAAGUAAGCCAUGUGUAGGGGACCUGGAGAGGAGGCCAAAAUGUGGGUGCUGCUGCAGGUCUUCUCCUGACCCCCAUCUCACUGGGGCCUCUGCUGCAUGGCUUCUCUCUGCCAAACCCUGACAUACACUGCUCUCUCCUGCUUCCAACGAAGUGAUCUCACAGGGAUGGUCGCCGAGCCCUCAGGCUGGGGCUGCUGCAGACUCCUGUCCCCUGACCUGCAGGGAGGUAACGUGCUGUCCUCCAGCACUGCUUGCUGCAGACUUGCUGGUGGUACAAGCUGAAGCUUGUGGUACUGUGAGUCUUGUGCUAUAGUGGCUUGCAGAGGCAAGCUGCUUUGACCAAGGCUGCGGUGCAGCUGAGAGAUGAUAUCCAGAGCUCUGACAGCACUGUAGGAAGUCCUGUAUUUAGCUGAUACUAAGGAAUGCUUCUCCUCCCCUCAGUGUUUCGAGAAGAGCUGCCCAGUCAUCUCUGUAAGUUCCCAUAACUCAGCCUUGCCCUGCAACAGGCUCCAUCAGCAUGUCUGCAUUAAGCUUGGAGCCACAUUGCUGUUUUCCUUGAGUGCAAGACAUGGGCUGGGAGUUCCUGGAUAUCCCCUUAUAGCAGGGGUACACUGAGUCCUGCAGCAGGAGGAGACAGAGCUGUCAAUUUUUGAGGAGAAUAAGUGCAUUGGUGUAAAGUAUGAUUGGGAACAGCAAUGCCUGAGCACCUCACAUUUCUUUUAGAGUGUAAAUGUCCCGUCCAUAUUUCACUCUGCUACUGAUGAUCAGGUUGAUGACGACAACGCCCUUUCCCCUGCUGUGCAGGGUCCACGCUGGCAUUUUGCUGGUACAGAAGGCUGCUUCCAGUGGGCAUAAAGCAGAGUCAGCAUUCCACUGGCUGCAAGUUGUGUGUUCUUAAGAUUUGGCCUCGAGGCACAAGGAAAGAGUUGGGUGACCAUGGGGAGCCAGAGCAGGGAAGAGGGGGGGGUGUUGGUCCCUAUUAUGCUGCUGGUGGAGCAUUUCUUGCAGGUGAUUGGGGAGAGGUGCUGAGCCACACAAUAGCCACCUCACCUCUCCCACUCUGGAGGUAAAAGCCUGGCAUCUCAAGUUGGAAAGACUUACCCUCUUUUCUGUGCCAUGGUGCUUGUGAGGCUGGUAGGAAGCAGAAAAGGGGGGAUACACAAAUUGUUUGCAGGAUCUGUAUGAGGAAGCAGAGAGCAGAAAACCAGCCUUGGGUCCUCUUUGUUUCCGUACAGUGCAUCCCUAGUGGCAGCACCAGAUCUAGAGCCACCUGAGCUGCUGCUGAAAUAUGAAUUUGUUCUCUUUGACUGAUAGCUGCUGUUGGGCAGAGGGUGGCAUGUAGACCUUUUCUUGCAAAAGCAAGACCCAAGUCCCUUGGGGCACCAGCAGAGUCCCAUCCUCACAUCUGAGCCGCUUUGGAGGGACCUGGUGUCACAGUCACCUUCUUGCACACUGAGUCUGUGGGACUGGAGGUGCCAACCCUCAGACUCCUCAUGAUCCCAGUCCUACCCUGUCCCCAUUUUGUACGGUUUGAAAGCAGAUGUACACUCCUCAGCACUCUGCACACUAAUUAAAGGAUGGUUAUUUAAUGA